AUGAUCGGAAGCAAAAUGUCUUCUUUUCAAUCGUUCUUCAUGCUCAAGGCCAGAAUGUUGUAUCAUUGUAAAGGGUUGGAUAAAAGGUAUUUUGAAAAAUGUCAAAAGAUUGCCUAUGAAUCGAGAGGACAUUUCAGAAUUACUGCCUUUGAUAUAAUGUGGAAUGAGAGUGGAUACAGGGAUAAGACAUUUGAUUUAAGAUAUGACAAAAUGAAUGAUGAAUUUAAAAUGGGAAUAUUAUAUGAAAAUAAUAGAAAAUUAAAGAGUUUGAUGAAGAUUUCAUUAAUGGCUGAUGGACAUAUUGUGGCCAUUGAUUUGGAGGAGUAUCAAUAUUCAACUAACUCCAAAAAAUACAUUGAAACAAUGAGAGAGCAUUUUCUUAUUGCAAAAAUGAGUGGAAAACAUUGUAUGAUAAUUGUAAAUAUUUCAGAAUUUGAUAGAACAUUUGAAAAACUUAAUGAUUUGAUGGAAGAAAUUCAGAAAAUUUUGAAGGAAUUUUCCAUGUCAAAUAUUCACAUUGUUGGUAUUCAAGGUAAUUCCAAUUUCUCCAAAUUGGAUCCAUUUGAAAGGAUGCCUCAUCCAUUGUUUUCCAAAUUAACUUGUACCGAAGCAAUAAUUGAAUUCAGAAAGGAAAUUGUGAAAGAAAUUGAAAAUACUCAGAUUACCCAAAAUAAUGAAGGAGACAGUUUAGUGUAUGCAGUUAUGGGAAAGGAGAAAAUAGGAGGGAUUGGAACUACAGUGAUUGGAAGAGUAAUUUCUGGUUCUAUUCAAUUUGAUCAAGAGGUAAAAAUUACAGAAACAAUUCUCUCAAAUGUGAAAAGCUUAGAAAUAUUUCACGAGAAUCAAACCAAAGUGAAUAGAGGAGAUUUUUGUGGGGUGGCAUUGAAAAAUGUUAGAAUGGUUGACAUUACAAGAGGUAGUUUGAUUGGAAUAGAUCCAAGUCAUACAUUUGAGGCCAUAGUUUACAUAACACACUCACCAAAGAAAGGAUGGAAAGUUGGAGUGACACCCAUAGUAUUUUCAACUUGUGUGGGGGAGGCCUGUAGAGUUAUUGAAAUAGUGGAAAGGUUGAACAAAAAGACAAAGACCCCUCUUGUUUCCAAACCAAGCAAUUGUAAAGAAAACGAAUUAGUUAGAUUGAGAUUUAGUUGUCAUAAGGGCAUUCAACUAUUCAGUGAGGAACGAUGGAGAAGAAUCAUUUUAAUUCACAAUAACAAAGUCAUGGGAGGUGGUUUUAUUACCUUGGUUGGUGGUACUCAUUACAAUGAGAAUAAAUAA
Molecule: messenger RNA, 1278 nt
Organism: Naegleria gruberi
Lineage: Eukaryota; Heterolobosea; Eutetramitea; Acrasida; Naegleriidae
Exons: 1
Coding region: 1-1278 (425 amino acids)
Molecular function (GO): GTP binding
Source: RefSeq, a predicted model, not a curated record